AUGAAGAGUUUGCUGGUUCUUCUGCUGAUCGUGCUGAAGGAAGUUGGACCGACCGCAGCCUGCAGCAGCAGCUGUUCAUCACGCUGUUGGUGCGACAACAGAGGCCUCAGCAGUGUUCCUCAUUACCUGCCUACAACCAUCACUCAUCUGUACCUGUAUAACAACAGCAUCACAACCUUAAGCCAGUCCGAUUUCUUCAGGUACAGCAGCCUGACAACAAUAAGUCUUACUUUAAACCAGAUCUCUGUAAUUAACAGCGGAGCGUUCUACAACUUGGCCAGCUUAAGUUACCUGUACCUUUACAAUAACCAGUUAACUGACAUUCGAGCGGACAUGUUUGUGGGACUUGAUAACCUGGGGUACCUUUACCUGUAUGACAACAACAUCCACAGUAUCGAGGCAGGAACAUUUGUAAACCUGUCCCGACUGCGAACUCUGCAGCUGCACAAUAACCAGUUAACCAGCCUCACAGCUGACAUGUUUAAGGGACUUGAUAACCUGGAGGACCUUUAUCUGCACGAGAAUGACAUCAGCAGAUGGCCAAGCCUUCGCAUCAACGACAACCAGAUGGAGACACUCCCGUCCAUGGCGUAUGACAUACUGGCUUCCAUCCUAACUGUUAACAUCUCCAACAACCCCUGGCAGUGUGACUGUAGGAUGCUUGGCUUUAAGCGAAAGAUGACAGGUGGUCGGGAAUUUGAAAAACAGAUGACAUGUGCAGGACCCAGUAAAUUUGAGGGGGAAAGCUUGUAUUCUGUAGAUCACGUAGACCUGAUCUUGGACCUGAUCCUAGGCCCGAUCUGUCAAGAGACAGCUACCUCACCCGGUGCUUCUACUGAUGUCUACCAACAGCACAUGCUGCACCGCUUGUCUCUUGGCAUCACACAGUGCCAAUGA
This is a messenger RNA of Branchiostoma floridae (Florida lancelet), 897 nucleotides long. RefSeq names its product SLIT and NTRK-like protein 2. Lineage: Eukaryota; Metazoa; Chordata; Leptocardii; Amphioxiformes; Branchiostomatidae. The coding region runs from base 1 to 897 and encodes 298 amino acids. The transcript has 3 exons. Gene Ontology annotation, molecular function: protein binding. The record is from RefSeq and is a predicted model, not a curated record. Gene Ontology annotation, cellular component: extracellular matrix.